CUCUUUUGAGUUGUCUCUGGUUUUCAUCAGCGUGCUUUGGUUGUCGACCCAGGAGAGCAGCGUUCAUCUCAAUCGUGACUUUCAUCGCCUAAGGCGGCGUUCGCCUCAGUCUGCACAAUGAAGCUCUUGGUCCUCUCCCUCCUCUCCCUCUCCUCCUUCCUCGACAGCAGCAGCGCUUUCGUCGUGCGGUCCCCCUCCCCCCUCUCAUCGCAGCUUCCCUCCCCUUCCCGCCCUAGAUCACGGUGGUGCCCAACGCAGAUGCAGGUGGGCGACGGUGCAAACCACUGCACGUGGGCCAUGCAGACCAGACAAGUAGCUAUCUGGGGAAUGUGUUGUUGGUGUGCACUGCGUGUCGUGUCAGGUGUCUGUUGGGGUGUGCAUUUAUGGCCCCAACUGCUGCAAGAAGACAGAGAAGCAGAAUGGCGGGAGAGAUUAUAACCUGGUGACGACACAGGCCGUGGCUGACGUGCUCGGCGGCAUCAAGGUGACGGCGACGGGCUGCCAGGCCAACUGCAAGCGGGGGCCAAACCUGAAGAUUACUCAGAGAGGCACGGAGAACAAGCAGGAGUACACGAUGGACGCCGAGCAGAUCAUCGAUGCGCUCGAGGCGGCCACCAACAAGAUCGGCAAGUUCCCCCAGAACAUGCGUCUGGCUCUCAAGCAGAAGGAGCAGGGCAACCGUGCUCUCAUCAAGAAGGAUGCCAAGGCCGCCAUUCGGUAUUACGAGGACGCCAUGAAGAAUCUUGGCAAGGGCGGCAAGACGCAGAAGGUGCUGGGGACCAUCUAUGCUAACAGGUGGGCUGGGCUGGGCUGGGCUGCACUGCAACGGAGGUGGAGGGACAGACAGACAGACACGUGCGGUGCGUGUGUGUGUGUGUGUGUGUGUCAGGGCUGCUGCCAAGUUGAUUGCCGGUGACACGACCGGCGCGAUGGAUGACUGCGAAAUGGCAGUGGGAAGAAACCCACAAUCAAGGUCAGCAGCCGAGCCGCCUUGGUUCGGUUGACCCACACACACAGGCCUGAUGCUGCUUGGCCUGCACUCAUCGUCCGUCCGUCCUUUGUCUGUCGUUCGUUGUGCACUGCCCACCACACAGGGUAGCGUGGGUGCGCAAGGGCGACGCUUUGAAGCUGUCCGGCAACCCCGAUGCAGCCGAGGAGGCGUAUGAGAAGGCAGCAUCCCUCGACAAGUUCCGAUCUGAUGACGUCAGGUCGGGAGCUGAGAAGGUCGGCAAGGGAGGCCCCUUCGGCAUGGGCCCGAAGUAUCAGGUCUACGACUUGGUGUGAGUGACGUGACAGCACGGAUUGGGCUGCUCGCGUAGCUGGCUUGG
This is a messenger RNA of Vitrella brassicaformis, 1328 nucleotides long. The record is from the annotation of a GenBank genome assembly. NCBI's taxonomy places the organism in Eukaryota, Vitrellaceae.